GUUCCAUCUGGGCCUGCGUCGCAGGGCCUCGCACGAUGCGGCCGGGACCCCCGCGGCCCAGGCAGGGGGGCGGCGCCGCCUGGGGCCCCUGGCGGGGUGCCGGUCGGGCCGAGGCGUUCGAGCGGGCGCUGAAGCUCGAGCGGGGGGAGAAGCUCACAGGCAUAGUCACCGCGACGUGUGCAAAAGGCUUCUUCGUCAACUGUGGACUGAACAAGGACGCAUUUGUCCCCGCGGACAAGAUGUUGAAGAAACACCUCGAGCCGAAGGAGGCGGUCGAGAUCGGCGAGGAGAUGUCAGUGUGGGUCUCUCAUGUGGACUACAAACCAGGGACGAUCCCGAAGAUCACGGUCCAUCAGAAGCCGCCGUUCGACCCAGAACCCUUCAAGCAGUACGGGCAGGGUCACUGGAUCCUGGGCAACAUUACAGGCAUAGACAGCGAGGGGAUCGACGUCCUGAUCCCCCCGCCCGACGACGGCGAGUGGCAGGAGGGCAGGGUGCGCAAGAACGACAUCCGUGAGAAGACGCCCGGCAUGCCGCGGGUCAUGCCCAAGCAGGAGGGCUUCCGGUACCGACAGCAAGUUCCCGUGCGGGUCAAGUGGGUCACCAACAGGGAGAUCUUCCUCAGCAUGAUCCCGCGGCUUCCGGAGUGA
Prorocentrum cordatum is the source of this 650-nucleotide messenger RNA. NCBI's taxonomy places the organism in Eukaryota, Dinophyceae, Prorocentrales, Prorocentraceae. The record is from the annotation of a GenBank genome assembly.